AUGGAAGCCCACAGCGUACAAGUUCGAGAGGCGUGCGACCGGCGUGCAUGGGUCCGCGACUCCGACCGCAGCUCGUGCAAGGAGUGCACCAAGGGCUUCUCGCUCACGCGCCGGCGUCACCACUGCCGCGUCUGCGGCGACAUAGUGUGCCACAGCUGCAGCGCGACAGUCUACCUCCGCAACACAACGAGCAACGUCGGGCGCGCCUGCCAAAGCUGCGCGCGUCCGUCACCCGACCAGAGUACCCCCCCGCCGGCGGUUUACUGCGUCAUUUGCCUCGACCCGUUCGCGGCGCAAAGCGAUGCGCUAGUUGUGACGCUGCCGUGUCAGCACGCGUUUCAUCGCCAUUGUGCCGACCCUUGGCUCGCAACGCACGACGAGUGCCCUCUGUGCCGCCACCAGCUCUCGCAGGAUCGCACUGCGUUUUUAGAGUUCAUUUCCUUUUAA
Molecule: messenger RNA, 447 nt
Organism: Saprolegnia diclina VS20
Lineage: Eukaryota; Oomycota; Saprolegniomycetes; Saprolegniales; Saprolegniaceae
Exons: 2
Coding region: 1-447 (148 amino acids)
Molecular function (GO): metal ion binding
Source: RefSeq, a predicted model, not a curated record